GCGUUCGCGAGCGCGCGUGGGGCGGCGGUUGUGAGGGCAAUGGCGAGAGCACCUGGUGGCGUUCGCCGAAGGAGCGGGAGGAGGGGCGCGGGCGGCGGCGGCGCCGGAGGCGGAGGCGAGGCGCUGCGGAAGGGCCCGUGGAUGGCGGAGGAGGACGAGGUUCUGCUGGAGCACGUCCGCACCCACGGCCCCAUGGACUGGAGCUCCAUUCGAUCCAAAGGCCUCUUGCCGCGCACCGGCAAGUCCUGCCGCCUCCGCUGGGUGAACAAGCUCAGGCCAAACCUCAAGAGCGGUUGCAAGUUUACUGCCGAGGAAGAGAGGGUGGUGAUCGAGUUGCAGGCGCAGUUCGGGAACAAGUGGGCGAGGAUCGCGACCUACUUGCAGGGCAGGACGGACAACGACGUGAAGAAUUUCUGGAGCACUCGGCAGAAGCGGCUCGCCAGGCUCCUCCGCGGGCCUCUCCCUGCUGCACGGCCCAACAAGCACAACAGCGGCAAGGGCAAAGCGCCCUCGUCAUCUUCUCUCGACUCCCAAACAGCCACGUUCCACCAGAGCUCGGCCUCCCUGGAUCAAGCUUCAUUGGAGGGCAACUCCCUCGGCUGGCAAUGCCGCGAGGCUGCACCGUUCAUGGGAUAUGAUCAGGCAUGCUCCGGGUUCUUCGCUUUCGAGGGGCCACUGCCGCUGCAGCUACUACCACCCGCCGACGGCGAGGCGAGCUCGUCCAAUGCAGCUCAGUCGGCGCCACCACCGCUGCUGUUCGACCAGCCUCCGUACCCUCUGAUCAACUUCCCUGGAUGGCCGGAGAGAUACGUCGACGUCGGCCACGGGUUCGUGGACGCCGGCGCCAUGGAUGGCCUCGCCUACCAGGAGCUGCUUCCGAUGGUGCAGUCGGUUCCGAUGAUCAUGCCGUUCUUUGGCAUGGAGUGCGCGCAUGACGCCGUCAAGCACGGGGCCUUUGACGACCUCCCGCCGAACAUGUUCGACGACGCUGUUGAUCAGCCCCCACCGCCGCCGCCGCCGCCGCCGCCGCCAUCGCCAUCGCCAUCGCCGUCGCGCGACGACGUGUUGUGAACUUUGCGGGUUGGUUUGCUCGAUGGAGAGUGACGCAGUUUGCGUGAUUCUUUUCUGGUUGCCAAUUUGGAUAUCUUUGUGCCUGUGACAGCUUACAGCAUAGCCUACUUAUACUGAACCUUCUAACGUGUCGGAUUAAUGUGACAAUGUUUCUAAGUGUGGA
This is a messenger RNA of Oryza sativa Japonica Group (Japanese rice), 1234 nucleotides long. Its product is annotated as probable transcription factor MYB58. The record is from RefSeq and is a predicted model, not a curated record. NCBI's taxonomy places the organism in Eukaryota, Viridiplantae, Streptophyta, Magnoliopsida, Poales, Poaceae.